This is a messenger RNA of Adineta ricciae, 1611 nucleotides long. NCBI's taxonomy places the organism in Eukaryota, Metazoa, Rotifera, Eurotatoria, Adinetida, Adinetidae. The record is from the annotation of a GenBank genome assembly.
AUGGAUGUUAUUAAUGAUAUGAUCUUACUUCCAUUUACCAACACUUGUGUUGAUUGCACAAAAUCUCUUACUUCUUACCGAUACAAAUUAGUCCAUAUUAUUGACUGUUUUAAAAUUACUCGAGCGGUAGCUGUAACUGCGGAGUGUAAAACGUGUACAUUAAUUUAUAAUCAUUCUUCAUGGUAUUCAUUAAAAUUUCGAUGGCGAAAAAUCAAUAAUUCAUCAUUAGAUAGCGUACUUAAGAUAUUUUAUUUAUGCGAUUCAUUUGGAUUUACAUACUCGGUUUUCUUCGAUUAUACAUGCCAACUUUUACAUGACCAGUGUCCAUUCCAAUCUUUUUCUCGAAUAUUGAUUGAUAGAUACAAUUAUGAACAUCAAAAUAACAAUAUUAUUCUACAGCCUACUCCAUUAGCAAAAUUAUUUCAAUCUCAUUGGUUAUUAUACCAAAUUGUACGCUUUGAAUUUAUGCUAGGAAAGACACAGAUAGUGAAUUUACCUGUUUCCCUUAAUCGAAAUGAACUCAAUUACCAUUUUGAAUGUUAUUCUGACUGGUGGCAUCAUUUAUUUACUACAUUUUGGUCAAGACAUAAGUCAAUUCCAAAUAUCAAGUGUUCUCCAUCGGAUUGUAGUCGGUGUGUCAUUGUCGAUGGUCAUCAAAAAUGUCGACGUUUAGUAUGUAGUUUUAAAAACGUUGUCGAUACUUCCAUUGAUGAGCUGACUGCAAUUGAAAUCGGAUGCCCUUAUACACCUUGUCGAAGAACAGAAGUUUCUAAUUCAGUCGAUGCAAUAUAUUGUCGAUAUCAUCAACCAUCAGUUCUUGUGUCACCUUCUGUCCAUUUAGACAAAGCUGGUCAUAUGGCUGCCGAAUUCUCGAAGCGGGAUAGAGAUUUUCUUUCCGAACAUAAAAGUCAUUGUCAGAAUUAUCGUAAUGAUAGUGAAGAAAUUAAAAAAAAUAAGACAUAUGGCAUUUUAGCAUCUUACCAUCCAUGUGGGAUUGCAAUUGGCUUUACCGAAGCAAUUAAAGCUGAAGGAAUGCGAUCAGUGACUCGUCAUCUUUUACUUAUGAUUAUUGGUGGGUGUCUUAUGCCAGAUGCACUCAUGUAUGAUUGCGCCUGUGCUUUAAAACUUCAUUGGAAUAAAUGGCUAGGUACAGAUAUGCUCAAGUCGUCGUCGUUAACACAACAGCUGCCAUUUCAUCUUGCUCUGGAUAACUUUCAUCAAAAAACACAUUCGAGAUCAAUGUGCCAAACCAUUAUGAAAUCCGAUCAUCCAUCACAUGAAGGACGAUUUAUUGGUCUAAAUAGUCAAGCAGCCGAACAAGCAUUUCAAUAUAUAUCCCGAGCCAAAUUUGCAUUACGAAAUUUUUCAUUUCCACAUUCGACAAUAAUGUUAUUGAUUAUGCUCCACCUCCUGAACUGCAAAAUGACCGGCAUCAACUUAGAAACAAUUGGUUUAGGAUUUCGGUAUUUUGGCGAUAUAAUCAAAGACUUUUUUCCUACACCAUGUGUAUAUGAACGUUUUGGCUCGCUAAACGAUGAAGAACUGAAAAAGGAUGAAGAUGAUGAUCAAUCGGAUCUUGAUCACAAUGUUACAUCUGAAGAUAUGCCAUAG